This is a messenger RNA of Homalodisca vitripennis (glassy-winged sharpshooter), 1098 nucleotides long. Its product is annotated as 39S ribosomal protein L28, mitochondrial-like. Lineage: Eukaryota; Metazoa; Arthropoda; Insecta; Hemiptera; Cicadellidae. Gene Ontology annotation, molecular function: structural constituent of ribosome. The transcript has 6 exons. Gene Ontology annotation, cellular component: mitochondrial large ribosomal subunit. The record is from RefSeq and is a predicted model, not a curated record. The coding region runs from base 196 to 1041 and encodes 281 amino acids.
UGUUAAUUUUGUUAUUUAUGUAUGUAGCCGUAGUGUUUUUCGUCCUAACCUUAAUAAUUUAAAAUGCGUUAAUAUUAAUUGAAAAUGAAGAUUAUUUGAUGUGAUCACAGGACAAAAAGGAUUGAGAAUUAUUUAUUAUCUUUUUAACUCUGUUUUGUUAUAUAUUACAAGCCUAGAUAAAUAAUAUUGCAAGAGAUGGCAACCAAAACCCUACCUGCGGUUCACAAACUCUAUCGGAUGUCAAAACCAGACAUAUUCUCCAGAGGUGCUCCUUCACGGCUCCCUGAAGCCUACAGGAAGUUCUACGAUGAGUGGAAGGCCACUCCUCCUACCCCAGUUCACUACAUCCCUGAACCCGGCAAGUGGAAACGUGAUCCCGUCACCGGGGAAGUAUGGCCAGUUCAGAAUGUCCCUAUACCACUGAGGUAUCCAAAAGAAAUCAACACUGGUAUUUGGGGUGGAGAAGCUGUGGUUCUUGGAUACAAGAAGUCCAGAGAGAAAUUCAUUCGACAAAAGUCAACAAGGUGGUUCUUACCGACUUUGUUUAGAUCUGCAGUUCAUAGCGAAAUACUGGACAAAAGACUAUCAGUCAUUGUAACUAAGCGCACCAUAAGUCUCAUCGUUGACCAUAAAGGUUUUGAUAAUUAUCUUCUUGAGACUUCUUCAAGUGACUUAUCCAGCCUCUUAGCUCUAAAGCUGAAGAAAAAAAUGCUUCUGGCUUUGUUUGACAAGUCUUUAUAUCCAGAUGACCCAAUCAAACGAGAGAAAAUUUACAACAAGUACAAACACCAUCUAGAUAAGUACAAAAGAGAAGAUCUAGAGUGGUACGCUCUUAGUAUAACGGAAGCAGUGAAUAAACUCGAGGAAAUGGAAGAAUCAGUUCGACCACAACCGCUAAAGCACCAAUUCCGAGCUGAAUUGAUUGAAGAGCUCAAAGUCAUUGCCGAAAAUCAGGAGCUUGAUGAAAUCGUCAAAACAGAUACGGAAAAAUCAUCACAAACUUGGUUGACAAGGAUAAAUCCAUUCGCCAGGAAGUCGUGACCCAAACCUUUGUAUGUGUGAUAGGCAGAAUGUCAUUAUUAAACUCUAUUAGAUUUA